UUCCUCAGUCGUCAUCCCCUGAGACGACCACCGGAUCUUCUCACACGGCGUUUUCCGGCAACUCAAAAUUCUCCAUUUUUGCCUCGCCGUCUACGCCUCCGCCUAUUUCCCUUUUUCUUUUGCCUUCAUAUUAUUAAUAUUAUCUAUCUCGGUGAUUAUUAUUUGCAUGGCAUGGCAGUUCGUUUUUUGAACCGGGAUGUAUCAGAUUUAUGCCUUGGUAAGCCGGCGUUAAGGUCAAUUCCGGAGAAUGCUACCGUAGCAGAGGCUUUAUUGUUGUUGAAGAGAUCCGGCGAGACGCAUUUAAGCUUAUGGAAUUGCGAUCAUUCUUCUUCGGUUCUAGAAAAAGCUAAAGCUGAUUAUGAUGGAUGCCAUUGCGUUGGGAAGAUAUCUAUGGUGGAUUUGAUUUGCUUUCUCUCUAAACAAGAGCAUUUGAUUGAUUUUUCGAAAGCAUUUGAAGUUCCGAUUUCGAAGAUUUUGCCUAAAGGAGAUUCAAUUGUGAGGCAUUUGGAUCCCAAUUCAAGCUUGCUCGAAGCAAUAGAUUACAUGAUUGAAGGUACUCAAAACGCGGUCAUACCAAUUUACAACAAUGGAAGCACAGAUUCAAGGAGAAAAUCAUCCUCUCCGAGAUCUACAAAUCAUAAUGGAGUUGAAUAUUGUUGGUUAACACAAGAAGAUGUUGCACGUUUUCUUCUUAAUUCAAUUGGAGUUUUCUCUCCUAUGCCCACGUUUUCGAUUGAAUCCCUCAACAUCAUUGAUCACAACAUUAUGACAAUAGGUUACCACGAUCCUGCAAUAUCUGCUUUGGAUUCGAUUACUCUAGCAAAUAUUGAACAAACCGCGUUGGCAGUUGUGGAUAAUGACAACAAACUAAUUGGGGAAAUCUCUGCUUCAACUCUUGCAUACUGUGAUGAAGACGUUGCAGCAGCAAUCACGACUCUUUCAGCCGGUGAUCUCAUGGCAUACAUCGACUACGGUGGUCCUCCAGAGGACUUAGUUGGAUUGGUGAAAAUGAGAUUGCAAGAGAAAAAACUUGACCGGAUGACCAAACUUAUAAUGGAGGAAGAAUUUUCAGCAUCGUCUUCAUCAUCUUCAGCUUGCAGUUGUUCUUCUGACGAUGAAUCUGGAUCGAGUAGAAAUGGAUCAGGACGAUUCUCCUCGUCAAGAAGGUCAGAAGCGAUCACCUGUUAUCCCGGGAGUUCAUUGGUAGCUGUGUUAAUUCAAGCACUUGCACAUCGUGCUACUUCUGUUUGGGUCAUUGAUGAAGAUCAAAAUUUGGUUGGAGCUGUAUCAUUUAAAGGGAUUUUGAAAGUUUUUAGGAGUAUUGCUAUUGCAAGGCUUAAACCUGAGACUGAAAAUUUAUCAACCCAAGAAUAACAUCACUUUGUAUCCAUCCCAUAUGUUAGUAGAUUAUAUGUUAUGAGUUUUACAUGAUUGAACAAAAGACCUUUUUGAUGGUGAUUUAUAAAAAACAUUGUGUUUUGAUUUUUUGAAACUCA
Molecule: messenger RNA, 1496 nt
Organism: Solanum lycopersicum (tomato)
Lineage: Eukaryota; Viridiplantae; Streptophyta; Magnoliopsida; Solanales; Solanaceae
Product: CBS domain-containing protein CBSX5-like
Cellular component (GO): nucleus; cytoplasm
Source: RefSeq, a predicted model, not a curated record